UCUGGCCACACUCCCCAGCCGGCACUGUGUUUACUCAACUCGUUUUUAUUUCGUAAUUAUAAAGGCCAUAUUUUAUCAAUGAAUUAAGAUAAGCCGACGAGCUGCUGCCGGCAUACCCCUCCAAAUGACUUCUCAGAUCUACAACCAGAAGAAGUUCGUGCCCACGCCGCCCGAGAAGGGUUCGUUUCCCCUGGAUCACGAGGGGCUGUGCAAGAAGCAGUUCCUCCUCUACGCCAGUUGCCUCCGCAAGAACGCCCAGGACACGAGUCUGUGCCGCGAGGACGCCAAGAACUACCUGGCCUGUCGCAUGGACAAUAAUCUUAUGGAGAAAACCGAAUGGUCCAAGUUGGGAUUCCACGAACAGAAGCCAGCCAAGGAGCAGGAGGAGAAACAAUGA
Molecule: messenger RNA, 397 nt
Organism: Drosophila kikkawai
Lineage: Eukaryota; Metazoa; Arthropoda; Insecta; Diptera; Drosophilidae
Product: cytochrome c oxidase assembly protein COX19
Biological process (GO): mitochondrial respiratory chain complex IV assembly
Cellular component (GO): mitochondrial intermembrane space
Source: RefSeq, a predicted model, not a curated record